AAUGCUCAGAAGUGUCAGAUGCGUGACCCGUGAAUUUGAUUCUCGUCAAGGGCUGGAAGAUUACCGGAACGUCGCAGAUGCCGUCAACAUGGUCGGUUCAAAAUGGAUGAAUCUUAUUGUCAUACUUGCUUUGCUGCUCGUCACGAACGGUCUUUCCACAAGUGAGGGCGAGCGACAGAGCACAAUUUCCAACGGCACAGAUAAUGGCAUUUCAGAUCGCUUCACUUCGGAAUUACCUUCGCAAAUUUUUCCCAAGAGGAGAAGGAAGUCUUCCCACCAGAUUCAGAUUCCAAGCCGUGACAUGGACAUCAUCUUGGCAGCAUCGAAUGAAAAGACAAGAAAAAGAAUUUUGCGCCUGGCAGUUUUCGCUGACAUGUCCUUAGUGAACCACAUUUCUAUAAUGAAUCCUGAAAACCCCCUCGCUGGGACCUACGACUAUAUUAUCACGGGUGUUUCUGCGAUCGAGUCUCUGUUGCAAGAAGCAACGGACAGUGACUUAACCAUAGAGAUUUCGUUAGUUCAUAUCGGGGUGUGGUCGGAACUAGCAGAGCAGCCUCUUCGGAAAGAUGCAAAUGCAGGCGGCACUCUCCUAAAUUUUUGUAAUUGGGCAUCCAGAGCUAAUUCUGCCAGGGAUACUGCUGGGUAUUGGCAUCAUGCCAUGCUGCUGACAAGGAAAGAAGUUUUCAGCAUAACAGCAGAGACCAUAGGCACAACAUUCUUGGGCGGUGCCUGUUUUCCUGGAAAGGCUUGCUCCUUGGUGGAAGCACAUUCCUUCCAGGCAGUUCAUAUAGCUGCCCAUGAAAUUGCUCAUUCCUUGGGUGUUCCUCAUGAUGGGAGAGAGGGAGCCGUGAGUUGUCCUUCAUCUGGUUAUAUUAUGGGAGAGGCUAUCACUGAAGAGAGUCUGACAUGGUCUAACUGCUCAAGGAGAGCAUUCAGACAAAUUUUAUUAGAGCACCAGUGUUUGGAGACUAAUGACCAGGGAAUCGGUACCAUUUCUGUAAAUCGUAUGGCUGAUGGAAUGCAGACUGAGCCUGCUAGGUUUCCUGAGCUGGACCAUAACCUUGGGGGACUCCCAGGUCAACGAUAUCCAGCUGAUGCACAGUGCCAGCUAGCAUUUGGCCAAGAUUACAAAGCCAUUCCAUCAAAAACAAAUGUGUGCCAUUAUCUGACAUGUUCAAAUGGUGUGAUCACCCAAGGGGCACACCCUGCUCUUCCAGGAACUUCAUGUGGGGAGAAUCUAGUUUGCAGCGGUGGUAGUUGUUCUGGUAUGUUAACUCCUACUGCACCCCCAGCUCCUGAAGUACCGCCAACUAUUUCCCCAUGGCCACCUACUGGGUUACCAUCUCCUCCUACAAACAUACCUUCUCCCCCUCCUAAUGUACCAUCACCUCCUGGUUCUGUCCCAUGGCCACCUACAAAUGUACCAUCGCCUCCUGGUUCUGUACCAUGGCCACCUACAAAUGUACCAUCGCCUCCUGGUUCUGUACCAUGGCCACCUACAAAUGUACCAUCGCCUCCUGGUUCUGUUCCAUGGCCACCUACAAAUGUACCAUCACCUCCUGGAUCUAUACCAUGGCCACCUACAAAUGUACCAUCACCUCCUGGCUCUGUGCCCUGGCCACCUACAAAUGUGCCAUCACCUCCUGGUUCUAUACCAUGGCCACCUACAAAUGUGCCAUCACCUCCUGGUUCUGUACCAUGGCCACCUACAAAUGUGCCAUCACCUCCUGGUUCUACACCAUGGCCACCUACAAAUGUGCCAUCACCUCCUGGUUCUGUACCAUGGCCACCUACAAAUGUGCCAUCACCUCCUGGUUCUACACCAUGGCCACCUACAAAUGUGCCAUCACCUCCUGGUUCUAUACCAUGGCCACCUACACAUGUGCCAUCACCUCCUGGUUCUAUACCAUGGCCACCUACAAAUGUACCAUCGCCUCCUGGUUCUGUACCAUCACCUCCUGGUUCUAUACCAUGGCCACCUACAAAUGUACCAUCGCCUCCUGGUUCUGUACCAUCACCUCCUGGUUCUAUACCAUGGCCACCUACAAAUGUACCAUCGCCUCCUGGUUCUGUACCAUCACCUCCUGGUUCUGUACCAUGGCCACCUACACAUGUGCCAUCACCUCCUGGUUCUAUACCAUGGCCACCUACAAAUGUACCAUCACCUCCUGGUUCUGUACCAUGGCCACCUACACAUGUGCCAUCACCUCCUGGUUCUAUACCAUGGCCACCUACAAAUGUGCCAUCACCUCCUGGUACUGUACCGUCACCUCCUGGUUCUAUACCAUGGCCACCUGCAAAUAUACCAAUACCACCUGGUACUAUACCAUCGCCGCCAACUAAUAUACCAUGGCCACCUGCAAAUGUACCAUCACCUCCUGAAACUCGGCCACCACCACCCACAAAUCUUCCAUGGCCUCCAACAAACUUACCAUCCCCUCCCGGUGGUUCACCAUCUCCACCAUCAAUUAUACCCUGGCCAUUUCCACCUAUAAAUUUACCCUCCCCACCUGGAAGUAACAUACCAUCACUUUUCCCUCCAAAUAUAUUUCCAGGUCUAUUCAACUCCAUCCUUGGCCAUCCUAUUCCACCUUACCUCAGUGGUCCCAAAAGUAAUGCCGUAUGGCCAUCCACUCAGUCAAGUACUGGUGCCAAUAGUAGUCCUCAUCCAGGAACUAAUGUGCCAGUUGCAACACCCGAAGCAAAUCUGGCUGCUUUCAGUGAUCUCUUCUCAGGUUCUUUCCUCUUGAACUUAAUAACACAAAUUCCUCCCGGAUUACGCUGCGUCUUUUUACCCUUGUUCCUUCAUCCAUUCUUUGGCUGUCCAAGAACAAAUAAUGGAUUUAAUUACUUGAUGCUACAGGCAGUUUAUGAAGCACAAGCCCUGAACCAAGCCUACCUGUUUUCCACACCUGUGCCUAAUUUAACAAGCGCUAUAUCAAAUGUUUCAGAAAAAGGAUCAGAUAGUGUGGCUGGGAUGAUUUCAAGUAAGGCCUAUGAGAAUAUGAUCAAGGGAAGCACAUUCGAGUCAUCAGGAUUGUGGACACCCACCGAUACCGAACACCAGAAACACCCAGUGCGUGAUACCGGAGAAAACCCAUCAGGGAAUGCAAAGCCUUCGCAACAGGUCACUCAUGAAAAGUCUAAUGUUUGGUAUCAUGAUGAUCACUUGCAAGCUUCAAGUUCUGACAAGGCUUUGAAUUACUUGAAGGAUUUACCGAACAUGGUUUCUUCUGAAGAUAUUCAGACUCCACUCUCACGGGAAGAUGACGAUCACAAAGGUCACUUAAACACAACUGGUAUAAUCAGUCAUUCUUCUCAGAACAGAAGCAGACCAGAGAUGACCAAGUACCACACACCACAGGAGGAGGCUGGUAUUGAAUAUCUUCCAUUGAAUAAUGAAAACGACAUUGAAGUGAGAUCAGAAAAAGAUGAAGUUAGUGAAAGAAAUGCAACUUCAUUGUUGAUAAGAAAGCAAAUACAGAUUCCUGAUCAAACAACUGCUAAGGGAAACAACAUACAGACACCAUUUACAAAUACUAGUAUUAAUGAUGAGUUUUCAGGCAUUUCUCAACACACUACGACUGGUAAUGGAACACUUAGUAAUGAUAACCAGUUGCUAAAUGAUCUACAAAGAUUUUUGUACAACUUGGGCUUUAGUGAUACUGUAACAAACCAGACUCAAACUUCCAAAGAUAAAGCCAGCCAAACCAUGAUUGCUAACAGGAUGAUAGAGCUUUUAAGGGCAAACCUUCAUGAAACAAAUUUAUUGAAUAAGACUUUGAAUUUUACACAGACUUAUCGUGACAUGAACCAGAUCAUGGAUCAGAAUGUUCUCAGAAGAAGGCUUAGCCCUAGUUUUCCAAGGCUAAACAAAGAUUUUAUCACUUCUCCAAACACAAGUCUUGUAGAAAACAUUUUGGAUGACGGCGCUAUUUUCUCCAUGAAAGAUAGCUCUGACCUACAGUUUAAACACCCAAACCUUUAUCCUCUUCAGUUACAUAGAAAUCCCCCAACUGAAGAAUUAAUGGAAAUGAAUACUGAUGGGUCUACGGCUAAUGAGACAGCAAACCAAAAUGUGAAUAACACUGCCUCGUGGAACAAUGCCACAGAUAGUGGAAGGAUAGUGUUUUUGAGAUCCUCACCGCUCCAAGAUCCUAUAAUGGCUGUUACAGCACCAUCUUAUCUCCGGGUUGUGAAGGUCACUCCUUGCAGCAGGUCUUGUGGAAGUGGAACCAGGAUUACAAGUCAGAUAUGUGUUUCAGGUAGCGAACCUGAUAAAGAAGUUCCAUCAAGCUUCUGUGAUGGAUUACCAAACAGCAUUCCUCCUUACACUGAAUCAUGUAACACUUUCCCCUGUCACACUCCCGAAUGGAUUGUUAAAUCAUGGGGUCACUGUUCAGAGUGGUGUGACACUGGCGUACAACAUCGUCAAGUCGACUGUGCAGUUCCAGUGUUGGAUUCAGGCUCUGCCCUUGCUGCAGCUCUUUAUCUACAUCAUGAACAUUGUCAAAAGCAAAAGCCAGUCACAGUAAGGCUCUGUCAAGGUCCUUGUUUACCAGUGAACUGUCAGGUUCCUGAGAAUAGGUUUCACCCAGGAUGCCUACAUUUGCUUCAUGAUGUAAUCCUUGAGAGGGAUCAUCAUAUCAUGACCAGAACCCGAAUACUUUUAGAUGAACAGUCUGAAGCAUAAUUACUUCAGCUGUAAGCAUGGCCAGUCAAAGUUUUGCACGUUUUAUCUAGAAUUUUCUGCUACGCGAGUAGAAAGACCAUCUUUCAUUAUAAAGGGUAUGUAAAAAGUACAAAUAUUAAGGUAGUAGUAAUUGUGCCAAGUUCUUAGGUCUUGUUAGCCAUAUGCAUUAAGGAGAGUUAAAUUUAAUAUAAUAACAAUAUACAUUAUGAUACCAUUCUACUUAAAUUGGAAUGGAAUCACUUCCUUCUAAACUGGUA
Molecule: messenger RNA, 4950 nt
Organism: Macrobrachium nipponense
Lineage: Eukaryota; Metazoa; Arthropoda; Malacostraca; Decapoda; Palaemonidae
Biological process (GO): proteolysis
Molecular function (GO): metalloendopeptidase activity
Source: RefSeq, a predicted model, not a curated record